AUGGCUACCAUUCUGUUCCUUAUGAGUUUUGCAAUAACUUCUUAUGGAAUUGACACUUUAGGCCUUGAUAUAAGUUUUUGGCCUGUAUCCAUAGUUGACUUUGGCGACUGAAGAGGCUUUGGUGCAAUGGCUGCAAGAGAUAUCCCAAAAGGAACUCCUUCUAUGAUAAUCCCGAUAGACUGGGUGAUUAAUUCUCAUGAUCCAUACCCGCUAUCUCCUUACCUCAAAGACUUAUUAUCUUCAGAAGGCCUUUUGGCUUACCGUUUGCUUUGGGAUAGAUUCUCAACUGCCCCUACCAAACCACUCACAAAAACGUUUACUGAAAUUAUCCCAGAGUCUUAUAACACUUUUGGCCUGUGGAAUGAGACAGAAAGACAAUGGAUGCAUGAGUAUUCAAUUGAAUUUUUUGAGUAUAACCACUCUUUUAUAUUAAAAGAUGAGUUUCUCAAAGCAAAGCAAAUUUUAGAAAAACUUGAUUUUGUGCCGAAAGAGCUGUUGGAGCUGAAAUGGUUUCAGUGGGGCUAUGGAGCUGUGAUUUCUAGAACUUGGUCCUAUCCAUUAGCACUGAUAAAAAUUGGCAGAGGGGAAGAAGUGGUCCCAGACGACUACGCAAUUAGGACAACAGGGCUCUACCCUGUUGCUGAAAAUGUCAACCAUUGUACAGUCCCAAUUAAAGAUAGGAAGCCUUUUAUAUUUCAUAGCUAAUAUUUAUAGCCUAAACCAAAAGCUAAAGCCCUUUGAUUCUAACCCUUGGCUUGCUGGAUAACGUCUUCAUGGAGUGGGAGUCUUUUGGGAGUCAGCUGGCAGCUAUUCCAGUCCAAGUAUUAGUUAUCUGGAUGGCUUUUUGGCUAAGGGCUCUUUCUCUACUGGUUUCGGAGGGUCAUAUAUCUUUUUACCUGGUGUAAUCCGACCUCAAGCAGGCAAACAGGGAGGCAUCGGUUUGACCUUUGCCCCUGCAUAGCAUCCUCGAGACAGACAGCAAUGAAGGGGUCUUCUAAUUCUAACCUGCUGAAACUCAAGACGUAGUAAGCCCUUAGUCCUGGGAGAAGGCUGCAGCUGAUAGGGCACGAUCAACUGGUGCUACCCCAGGCAAGCAAGUAUCUGUUGUCGAAAGCGUGCAAGCUAUUUAAUCUUAAUAUCUUAUAUUUCCAGCGAUGACUAUGAAAGACAAGUGGGCUGCUGUGAUGGCUCAGAUGAAUUUUAAAGCUGGUCAAGAGUUUUGCAUUGAAUAUGAUGAAGACCCAAAUAAUGGGAUGCUUUUCAAGCAUGGGUUUGUGCUUGAAAAAAAUUAUUUGGAAGAGUUUUACAUUAAGAAAACAACUGAUAAAUGCAAUGAAAAGAAGAUGAAAGAAAAAUGCCAAUGGACUUUGAAUUCUUACGAAGUCAAUAAGAGAUUUUUGGACUUCCUGGCUGAAGGAAAAGAUUAGAAUAAUUAAAGAUUAGGCCUCCUUGCUUUAUCGUUUCACCCUAUACAUGUCUUCAAAGUAGACUUGCCCAGCUGCAAGUGAGCCUAUAUUUUUUGAGUAUAUCAGAUUCAACUAGAGAUAGCUUCUUCAAGCUUCCCUCAUAGCUUUUAAAGCAGUUUGGGAACAUUGGAUUGCAAACUUUCGGAAUUGACUAAUGCUGCUUCAGUAAUUGGAUUCCACCUAGGGAUAUAAUCCCUUACUAAUAUUAGUGUCAACGAUGCCUAAUUGCGAUGAAAAAAAAAAACUUCACUCUUUAUAUAUGGAAUAUGCCAUUAACUAUGGUUUUCAUUCAUUUAAUUAGGUAUAUGUUUUUUCGUUAGCGUGCAGGUCUACUAAUUAAAUCCUUUUUUUCAAAUCCUUAUCGGCAUUACACAAAGUCUUCAUUGCUGGGCGAGGGGAGACAACACUUAACGGAACACAAAUAUCCAGUGCUCUUAGACUUUUUUUCUUUAUUUGAUUUAGCUUUAGACACCAGCAAGGUCGUCAAAGUCUAAUUAGGUGCUGAAGAGGAUGGCUCAGCGACAUUGUCUCUCUAUUUUAUUGACUGAAGGAAAAGGAAAUGAGGUUGGGUUAAAAAAAUAUUUAAAGGAAGUUAGUGAAAUUUUGAGCGGAAGCAAAUAUAGCCUGAGAGAUUUGCAAAGGCUGCUAUCUUCGAAGGAGAAUUUGAGAGAAAAUGUGGCAGUGAGAUAUGGAAUAGGCCAAAGAAUGCUGCUAUUGGAACAAAUAAAGCUUGCAGAAAGAGAAUUGAUGAAGAUUUAUUCCAAAAAAAUGCAUAUUUAG
Messenger RNA from Blepharisma stoltei, 2246 nucleotides. The record is from the annotation of a GenBank genome assembly. Lineage: Eukaryota; Ciliophora; Heterotrichea; Heterotrichida; Blepharismidae.